This is a messenger RNA of Dendrobium catenatum, 1778 nucleotides long. Its product is annotated as RNA demethylase ALKBH9B. The record is from RefSeq and is a predicted model, not a curated record. Bases 126 to 1556 code for a protein of 476 amino acids. Gene Ontology annotation, biological process: mRNA catabolic process. Lineage: Eukaryota; Viridiplantae; Streptophyta; Magnoliopsida; Asparagales; Orchidaceae. The transcript is spliced from 6 exons. Gene Ontology annotation, molecular function: mRNA binding; demethylase activity.
AAAUAACUCGUUUUUGUGCGGUAUAGCACGUCUUUGUGCGGUUGCUCCUCAAAACCGUCUAUAAAUUCUUCAACGAUACAAAAAGAUUACAAAGGAAAAAGGAGAGUUUAGAGAAAGCGAGGGAGAUGGAUUUGGAUCGCUUUCUUCAGCGUUUUAGUGCUUCCGAUCUCAUGAUUGCUGAAGAAUUCCUCAGUACCUGGCUGCCAUUCCUUACCAAGGACCUCUGCGAGGGUUGCGCCGACAUUCUUCGUGGUCGAAUCCGAUCGCUCAAUACAGGACAUGACUCGAAUCGCAGCGACCACCAGGCUGAGGAGGUCGACGUAAACCUGGAGGGAUCAUUCGUAAAUGUAGAGGAUGAACGUUUGGUUUUAACCGGCAGCGUUGAAGAGUUUGCUAGGAGCUCAACAGAUGGCUGCGAUCAUAUCGAAUCUACGGAUUGGGAUACAGACCGAGAGCGGGAAUCGUUCAAAGCGGGCAUGUCUUGGGCUGAUAUUGCUCAACAAGAUGAAAUCGAAAAGAAGGGGAUGAAGAAUAUGGAUGGAUUAGUGGAAGAGGAGAAGGUGGAGGUGAAUCCUACGAAAACCUUGCUAUCCAGAGAGGAUAGAGAGAGAAUCAGAUUUAAAGGCGUGAAAAGGAAGAAGGAUUUUGUUUGCCUUGAGAGGAUAGGUGGAAAGAUAGUGAAUAUUUUGAAGGGUCUUGAAUUGCACACUGGAGUUUUUAGUUCUGCUGAACAGAAGAGAAUUGUGGAUUUUGUUUAUGAUCUGCAAAAGAAAGGGAGGAAUAAUGAACUUGGAGAGUAUACAUAUUCUGAACCAAGAAAGUGGAUGCGUGGUAAAGGGCGGGUGACAAUCCAGUUUGGAUGUUGUUAUAACUAUGCGGGAAAGAAUGGGGUCCCUCCCGGCAUCCUACGUAAUGUAAUUGCUGAUCCAAUUCCAAAUCUAUUCAAGAUUAUGAUAAAGCGGCUGGUUGGUUGGCAUGUGUUGCCUACUUAUUGCGUACCUGACAGUUGCAUUGUUAAUAUCUAUGAACCUGGUGACUGCAUACCGCCUCAUAUUGAUAACCAUGAUUUUGGAAGGCCAUUUUGCACUGUGUCCUUUUUAAGUGAGUGCAAUAUAGUGUUCGGAUCCAACCUAAAAAUUGCUGGGCCGGGUGAAUUCAUUGGAUCAGCUUCAAUUUCCCUUCCAAUUGGAUCUGUACUAGUCUUAAAUGGCAAUGGAGCUGAUAUUGCCAAACAUUGUGUUCCUGCAGUCCCUUGCAAAAGGAUAUCCAUUACUUUCAGAAAAAUGGUUAGAGCUAAGUGGCCGCACAUGUUUAAGCCUGAGCCAGAUUUGCAAAAUAUCAAGCCAUUUGAUUUGAGUAAAGGAAUUGAUUCUCAGCAAGAAAAGAAAGAAUGGAUUCAAACAACGAGGAGGAAGUCAAGUGGAAGAUUUAACAGAGCAAAGAAUAAGCCCCUGCAUUUGGAUGAGGCUGAAGAGGCUCUGGAGCAAUCUUUUCGUCAUGGUUUGAUAAAUGAUGGUGGUUCGCACUCGUGGGUAAUAAGGCAUCCAAUGCAGUAGAUAGCUCAAAUGCAGUAGAGGCAUGUGAACCACUUGAAAGCAACCAAAUAGUGCGGUGAAGAUAUUAAGUUUUUCUGAGCAUUAUUUCAAAUUUGUUCUAUGCUUUAUUUUCUUAGCUUUUUCGUUAUAGAGAGUUUGUCUUGCUUUGUUCUGUGUUGUUAGAUGUCUUGUACAGGUCUUGAUUAUUGGCUUAUGAUUGCGAUACAAUUGUGUUUGGUAAAA